AUUAUCACUGCUCUUGCUAAGGACUUAGACACCACUAUCCCGUACACAACAUUUUGUAGUACUCGUUGACUUUUUCUACACCUGACUUUUUUUUUUUGGAGGGGGGAUUAUUAGGUGGAAGGUAAGAGUGGAAGACCUCAUGUUUGCCUGUUUUGACGUUGCAAAGUUUUGGAAUAAGAAUUAUGGUGCAUGACUUUGUAGCCUGCAUGGCCAUGGGAUUCUGACUCUCCCGGGUGCAGAGUGUUGAAUGAGGGGUCUGGCUGGGAAUUGAGUGCAGGGGUGACCGGCGGACUGAAGGACGGGUGGGCUUUGUGCUCGCCUGCUGUGACAGGGUCUGCAGCUCUUGACCAGCAGCCCUCAUGCCACUCAUCAACAACAAAGUGGGUGACGAUGGCACUACCAGUUCACCAAAGACUCUGGAAGAGGGGAAGGUUCUUAUCGAUUCACUCAUAAAGGUGGUGGCAUGUUACCACCACCUGGCCUCGUGUGUGGGUGGGUGCACGGACAGCUUGCACCUGCGUGAUGAGCUGCGGCUAACGCGGGAGAAGGCCCAGAAGUUAGCAGUGGCCAGCCGUCACCACCUCACGGCACGGCUACGGGAUAAGACACUGCCCCAGGAGGAGAGACAGGAGAUGGAACUGCUCUGGGUGGCCUUCACCUCCAGUCUGGAACUCCUACACGCAGACAUGUGCAAAGUCUUCAACAUGGGUUCCAACUUCUCCCUGAUCAAUAACAACACCUUCGUGCAGACUGGCAUACAAGGGGAAACCAGCGAGGUGACAGCGCGGGCCCUCAGCCUGACAGAACUAACCCGCGCCGAGGACCAGGUUCCCGCCAGCCUGGAGGAUCUGGAGCAGAGCCAGCUGGAGGAGGAGAUCGCCCAUGUGGAUGUCAUGCUGGAGGACAUGGAGGAGAAGGUCAACGUCCUGCGCUGGAUGGUGGAGGCCCGCGGGCCCCAGUACGCCGAACCGGCCAGCACGGACAGCGCCUCGUUGGGCCUCUUGUCCACGGACGAGGAGGCAGGUCCCCAAAGCCAGCAGUGCUGCGAGCGCAGCCAGGUUUUCAUGGUGCUGGUGCUGUGCAGCGUGGCAGUGGUGAUGGUCGUGCUGUCCGUCUGCGUGGUCUAUCUCUCAUGAGGAGGCUUGUCACCAGUGGAUUUCACCCAGGUUUUGUUGAGCCGCUAAAAUCAGUAGGACCUUAUGUUGCCAUAAAUUCCAUCCUCAUGUCAAUUGAUACCCAAAAAUAUGGUUGUUGAAUGAAACCGGUGUUGUUGAAAGGGCGGGGUACUUUACAUAUUUCUUUAUUUGAAUAAAGACCACAUUUAAAAUGAAUACACUCCAGAUUACACAGUUUGACGCUCCCAUUUCUGUUAGAAAGUCAAUAUCAAACACAUUCAAAAAGAGUUAGAUGCCCUGUGCAAUGUACUUUAGCUAAUGUAAUGUAUUGUAGUGGAAUGAAAUUGAACCAUUUAUGCUCUUUACUAAUGUAUGCUGACUACUGUAUAUGAUAGUAAGGUUCAUGAAUUUUUAUUAAAAUGCAUUGGACAUAAUCUGUUUAUACAACUUGACAGUGGUUGACAAAGUACACCCACCACAUUUAGGUCCAUGUUGUCAUUGACACUGAAGGUGUUUGUGCUGCCAGAUUACAAUGAAGAUCUUUGCACAUGAGUGCAAUGUGUGGAAGCAUAUCAGUUUGCUGACCUCUUGUGAAUAUUACAUUCUAAUGAAGAAUUUCAUGUGAAUAUUCUCAAUAUUGUGGCUUCUAUGUCACUUCAACCAAUAGGUUAGCUUACUGCAUUACUGAUACUAUAUCCAGGCUUUCGCAAUACAGUAAUUAUUGCAGGAAUAUGUGUAGUACUUGUGUAGUAUUCUGUUUGUAUUCUGUUUUCAGAGUCCUCCCUAACCCAAAUACCAUAAACCUGACCCGGGUCUGGAACGGGUUCGGCAAUAAAUCAAAUGGGACAUGUGUUGCUGUGUCCCCAGCUUCAGAUUCAGGCUAGCAGUUGUGCCAGCAAUGCAAGCAAACAGGAAGACUUUUCCACUCAAGGCACAUGAAAAAUACAAACAUUGUAAGUGACAUACAGUAGCUGAGAAUGUGUUUCCUAAACACAGUGGACGGCCUGUGCACAAUUUCAUAUAUUACCAAGGAUACACAGGGCCGGACUACCGCAUUUGGGGCACAGAGGCACUGACACGAUUUUUUGUGAUGAUAUAUUUUUCAGUUUUAUAGCUAAUGCUAUUGUAGAUAUUUUGUCAAGAGAAAAUGUUGCAGUUUUAAAGUUAAUUUCUGCAAUUCUAUACUAUUUGCUAUGGGUCAGAGACAAAAAUGUGCUGUUUUAUAGCUCAUCUAAUGCUAUUGUUCACAUUUUGCCAUGAGGCUGAGAGAAAAUGUUGCUGUUUUAAAGCUAAUUACCUGCUAUUCUACACAUUUUGCCAAGAGACUGAGAGAACAUUUUGCAGUGUUUAAGCUAAUUUCCUGCUAUUCUACACGUUUUGCUAUCAUAUGCUAUCUGGGGGGCCCCCGACCUCCAGGUGGUCCCCAACCCUGUUCGGUAAUCCGGCCCUGAGGAUACAGGUCAAGGCAUUAACUAACGUCUCUUAAUUCCAUAUUCCAAAAGUAAAACCAAAGGUUUGGGUUGCUUCUGUAUUAAAUGGUAAUCUGCUAAAUCUGUAAAUCAACACCCAAGCUGUGGUGUAAAAACUGUGAAUACCAUAUUAUAUUUCAUUAACAGAGCAUUACAAUUUUUAAUGAACUGCAGUAGUAUAGUAAUAGCUUAUGUAAUAAAUAAUAUGUACAUGUUUAUUCAUACCCAUCAACUGUAAUUAGUAAACUCAGCAAAAAAAGAAACGUCCUCUCACUGUCAACUGCGUUUAUUUUCAGUAAACUUAACAUGUGUAAAUAUUUGUAUGAACAUAACAAGAUUCAACAAUUGAGACAUUAAUAACUGAACAAGUUCCACAGACAUGUGACUAACAGAAAUUGAAUAAUGUGUCCC
Messenger RNA from Salmo salar (Atlantic salmon), 2995 nucleotides. It is a transcript of the gene rgs9bp, whose product is annotated as regulator of G protein signaling 9 binding protein. NCBI's taxonomy places the organism in Eukaryota, Metazoa, Chordata, Actinopteri, Salmoniformes, Salmonidae. The record is from RefSeq and is a predicted model, not a curated record.